GAGCAGUCCCUGCGGGAGCCCCCAUGGAGCAGGAUGAGCCAGACGUGGUGGAGCUGCAGGACUCGGACGAGGGGGACGUGGUCCGGAGGGUCUUCAUUGCCGAUGAUGGCAUCGUGAGCGACGGCGAGGCCGAGGUGCUGCCUCACGAGAUCAUCCGCACGGUGAUCCCGCACAGCCCCCUGCGCCCCCCGCUUCCCCGCGGGACCCCCGGCCCGGCCCCGGGGGGCUCUGAGGAGGGCGGGGGGCGGCGGGGCGGAGGCCGCCAGCGCCCCUUCAUCUGCAACGAGUGCGGCAAGAGCUUCAGCCACUGGUCCAAGCUGCUGCGGCACCAGCGCACGCACACGGGCGAGCGGCCCAGCACCUGCGGCGAGUGUGGCAAGAGCUUCUCGCAGAACUCGCACCUGGUGCAGCACCGCCGCACCCACACCGGGGAGAAGCCGUACAGGUGCAGCCACUGCGGCAAGAGCUUCUCCUGGAGCUCCAACCUCAUCCAGCACCAGCGCAUUCACACCGGGGAGCGCCCGUACGGCUGCGCCGAGUGCGGCAAGAGCUUCACGCAGAGCAAGAACCUCAUCAAGCACCAGCGCACCCACGCCGGGCCGGGGGCAGCGCGGCCGCGGCGCUGCGCCCACCCUGCAGGCGCCCCGAGGGCGAUGAAGGGGUCUCGGGCAGGGGGUGAGGGCGAGGGGCCCGUGGGGGCCGAGGGCGGCUGCGGGCAGGAGCCGCUGAUCUGCAUAGAAUGUGGGGAGAGCUUUGCCCGGAGCGCCGCGCUCAGGAGGCACCGCCGGGGGCACCGCCCGCUCUUCGUGCCCUGAGGGGACAAUGUGGGGACAGUGCCCACUCUUGAUGCCCUGAGGGAACGUGGGGACACUGUGGAGAGGGCACAGGGACAGUGGGGCACUGUCCUUGCACCACUGGGGGCACCACCCACUCUUUGUGCCCUGAGGGACAGGGGAACAGUGGCACCGGGACAUGGGGACACAUGGAUAGUUGGGGCACUGCCUGCUCUUCAUGCCCUGGGGGGACACCGUGGUGGGGAUGCAAGGACAGUUGGACAAUGCUCUGGCAGUGUCCGCUGUUGGUGACCUGCGGGGACACAGGGACACAGAGACAAUGGGCCAUCCAGGUGGGGGACACAGAGACUGUGACACCAUGCGAGGAGACAGGGAGUGUUUCAUGGACAGGACAUGGUGACAGAGCUGGGGGAACACAAGUUAUGCCACAGAUGAGGGAAUGUGGUGACAACAAGCAGAGACAGUGGGGGGGCACCUGGACUGGGACAAGGACAGGACACAGUGACUCCAAGGGGGAGGACACACGGACGGGACAGAGUGACACAGAGCUGAUGUCCCCAAGCCCACCCUCUGCCCUCUGUCACCCUCGGUGCCCCUCGCUGGUCCCUGUCGGUACCACAUCCCAGAGUUGUAAAUAGGGGAAGGGGGGAGGGACACAGGGGUGGGACCCCGGGGGUGGGAGGUGACACCGGGAUGCCCAUGUGGGGGUGGGGACCCUGUGAGGCGGGGAGGGGGCAUGGACGGGACGGGGCUGUGAAUAAAGUUGUG
This is a messenger RNA of Pyrgilauda ruficollis (rufous-necked snowfinch), 1562 nucleotides long. Its product is annotated as zinc finger protein 787-like. Gene Ontology annotation, biological process: regulation of transcription by RNA polymerase II. The transcript has 3 exons. NCBI's taxonomy places the organism in Eukaryota, Metazoa, Chordata, Aves, Passeriformes, Passeridae. The record is from RefSeq and is a predicted model, not a curated record. Gene Ontology annotation, molecular function: DNA-binding transcription factor activity, RNA polymerase II-specific; RNA polymerase II cis-regulatory region sequence-specific DNA binding. Bases 24 to 815 code for a protein of 263 amino acids.